AUGCAAGAAAUAAAACACAGUAACUUGCUAAACAUUGUGGGAAUAGAUAUUAGCAAGAUCUCUGUUAAAAUAUUCAAACUUGUGCUGAUUCUGAUAAUGCAUAGUGAUUGUAUGAAGAACUCUAUCAGUGUUAUCACUGCAGCUGCGUUGUCAAAAGAUCAAGCUUUGCCAACUAUGACUGAACUGGAGGAGAUACCUUUUGAAGCGGAACUUAGUAUGGCCAUUGAUGCACUUGCAAAUGGCCAGGCAACUGGUGGAGACGGCAUUCCUGUAGAAAUUAUUAAAGCUGGGAAACAUGCCUUACUGAAACCACUUCACAUCGGAGUAAAAGAAAAAUGUGUUUUGGCGCCAACACUCUUUGGUAUCUUUUUUUCUGUUGCCCUUGCUACAGCUUUCAAUUUUAUGGAAGAUGGGGUAUACAUCUACAGUAGAUUUUAUGGUAAAUUCUUUAACCUGGCUCAACUUAAAACUAAAACAAAAAAACACAUUCUUAAACGAGUUACCGGUAAUCAAUAUAGAUGA
Helobdella robusta is the source of this 522-nucleotide messenger RNA. RefSeq lists its product as hypothetical. The record is from RefSeq and is a predicted model, not a curated record. The coding region runs from base 1 to 522 and encodes 173 amino acids. NCBI's taxonomy places the organism in Eukaryota, Metazoa, Annelida, Clitellata, Rhynchobdellida, Glossiphoniidae. The transcript has 4 exons.